This is a messenger RNA of Caenorhabditis angaria, 216 nucleotides long. Lineage: Eukaryota; Metazoa; Nematoda; Chromadorea; Rhabditida; Rhabditidae. The record is from the annotation of a GenBank genome assembly.
AUGAGAUGUGAACAUGAGAUUAGCCAACUACCUGAGAAAAAAAUCAAAUUGGUGACAAGCAUGAAGAAAAAUGGUCGUCACGCUUUGGCAUUGAAUCUAGCCAAGGUUGCUGUCCCAUUUUUUCGCCAAAAUUGUCACACCCUGGAAAACUUGGUGGAAGAAGAACAAUAUAUCAUCAAAUUUUGGCGCCAAAAAGAACAUUCUACAAAGGCAUGA